Molecule: messenger RNA, 2727 nt
Organism: Tetrahymena thermophila SB210
Lineage: Eukaryota; Ciliophora; Oligohymenophorea; Hymenostomatida; Tetrahymenidae
Product: transmembrane protein, putative
Exons: 1
Source: RefSeq, a predicted model, not a curated record
AUGAAAAAGCAACAAUUAACCUUUUCAGUUGGUCCAUCUUCGCCUUUAUUAAGAGCUUAGAGUAAUUAAGGAUCUUUAACUCAUGAAGAGUUAUAAAAGAUAGCAAAUUAGCCAAUUAUUUAAACAAACAUCAGUCCAUUUUAAUAAGGUAAUGUAGAUGUAACAGAUAGGAAUUAAAUUCCUACUUAGCUAAGUUUAAAUGGAGUUCAUAGAAAAGAUUCUAAUAAAUUUGUUUAAUUUACAAUUAAUGACUAAGCUAAUGAUGAAUUCUUAAAGGAUGCACCUAACAUAAGAGCCAUGAAAAUGAAUGCUAUAAACUAAAAAAAUGGAGACUCAGGGGAAGAUAUUUAUAUGGGUACAUGUGCCUAAGAGAAAUUUAAGGAAAAGCAUUUGACUUUUUUUCAAAAAAGGUUAUUGAAUACCAUUAAUGAAAUAGAAGAAACUAACACUGAAAAAAAAAAAAAUGUAAUUAUAAAUACUUAGGGAAAUAGUGUUAAUGGAAAAGAUCAGCCAACAAAAUAUGAUAGCUUUGCAAAAAAUGCAACAACAACACAACAAUAUAAUAACACAAAAGAAAAUUUAGCAAAUGCAAAUAAAGUUUAAAAUUCUGCUCGUAGCGGAUAAAAUAAUAGUAGCUAAAUGAAUCAAUCACUUAGAAAAAGUGAAAUAAAUAAAUCAGAUGGAACCAAAAAAAAAAUAUCAUUAAAAGAUAAUCAGGAAAGAUUAUGGACUCUCAAGAUGGGAUAUAUAUGUGUAGUAAUAGCAAUUAUUGGGGUUGUUUGUAGUAUCAUCAGCUUUUUUAUUUCUAAUUCAUACAGCAAUUAAAACCUCUUGUGUUUUUUAAUAUAUCCCAUUUGUGCUAUCUUGUUGCAAUUAACUUUGAUAGCUGUUUAGAGAAUUAUAUUUGUUAAAAUUAAAGUUUUAGAAUCUUCAAAGUCUUAAUAGUCCUCAUUUAACAGAUAGAAGAUAAAUAAAAAUACAUUUUAUACAUGGAAAUAUUUCAAGACUGUUUAUAAGUAAGUUACUUUUAAACUUAUGUUUUUUACCUUGGCAACUACAAUUAUUUAUGCUCCUAUCAUAGAAUAAGUGGCGCUUGUAUAAAUUUAGCCUUCAGGUGGUAUAUUUUAAAAAGACGAAGACGGUCAAUAUGUACAUUCUUUUGAUGAUAGAAGAAAUUUUUUAUUGAUUUAAUCUGUUCUUAGAUUUCUUUGGGUUUACAUUAUUGGAAUAUUAAAUUAUUUCAUUUUAAAUUAAGAGUAUUCAAGGAUUGAAAAUCUAUCUAAAAAUGAAUAAAAUUAACAUGUUGACAGGAAUCAAUAUUUAGGAUAAAUUUAUAGAGAGUUUGAAAAUGACUUGAUAUAAUUAGAAAAUAAAAUGUCUAUAGGAUUGAAUAGAAAUGUGACUAAAGCUCAUACAAUGGCAGAAUAUUUUAGAGUCUCCAUGCUUGAAAACGGAUAGAAUAAUAAUAAUGGUACACUUGUGAAUAUAAAACCUAGUGAUUAAUUAAUUAGAAACAGCAUAACUUAUAAUGGUGCUUAAACAAUUAAUCAACUCUUAGGUUAAAAAUAAAUUUCUUAAACAAAUACUAAAGAAGGCAAAAAAUCCAAUUUAGUAGAUCCAACAACGAUAACUCAGUUCGCGAAAAAGCAAGGGUCGGUAAAUUAUCCAGAAAAUAUUGAUAUUAUGGCAUUAAUUAAUCAAUAAGCAAAUUAGGGACAAUCAUUAAAGUAAAUAAAAAAAUAAAAGGAAAUCGACCUUCAAAAACAAAAAUAAAGUGAAGAAAUACGUGAUUUAAUUUAAUUUUGGAUGAAAAUUUAAAAGGAAGAUAUAUAUGCAAUUACAUAUAAUAUUAUUAUAGGCUUAACAAUAGUCUUUAUUUCUAUCAUUCUUUUUUAAAAUGUUUUGAUUAAUUAUCUAAUGGAGGAAUCAGAAAUUGGUUUCUAUAUUACUGCUUGCAUCUUUUAUUUUGUUAUCUCAAUACUCUUCUUUAAAGGAGUUUAGCCAAUACUUCGUCGCUAAUAAGAAAUAUGUAAAAAAGUUAUUAGGUCAGUUGUAUUUAUAUUUACCUCAGUCAGCUAAGCAAGUAUUCAUUUUGAAUUGGCCAGAUCUGUACGCUAGGCAUAUAUCAUAUCAAUAAUUAAAGUUUCUUCAAUCAUUAUUUUCCUUUAUGUAGUCCCUUGGAUAUAGUAAAUAUUUCUUGAAAGAGCUGUUUAAAAAUAAGUAGAAAAUGUUUUUCGUGCUUCAAUGUAGUCAAGGUCUUCUUUAAGAAAAUAGAAAAAUAGUGAUUUUCGUCCAUCUCAUAUUAUAGAUUUAAGAGAAAUUUAACACAUUAAUGAUGAAAAAAAAAUUUAUUAGCAAAAUAAAUUAACAUUAAUCUAAUUUUUGGUUUCAUUCUUUAUUACUGAUGUUGCCUCUUCUGUGAGCUUUAUAGCUAUUUCCUUUAUAACUACUAACUACAGUCCAUAAAAACUAGUAAGUUUGCUUCACUCAACCCCUGAUUUCUUUAAUAUUUAUAUUAUCUUAAUGGCUGAAGUCUUAGCUAUGCUUUUAAUCAUCUUCUUAACGAUUUACUUUUUUAAGCGUUAAAUUUCAUAAUCUGAAUAUGAUACUCUUAAGAAUUAUAGCUUUGUGUCAUAUACCCAAGAUCUUGUAAAGGUUAAUUUAUCUGCCAUAUUUUUAUCAUUUUUAUUUAUAUGGCAUUUCGUUUUCAUGCUCUUGAACAAUUGA